CGUCAAGGCAGCAUCAUAGAAACUACCGGCUCGAGGCGACGCUCUCUGGCCGAGCGAGCGGAAGCUAUCGCGCUUCGAUCGGUGGGCGGUAGGCACAGAACUAGCCGUUCCACCAGCAAGCGCGGGCGGUGAAUUGCUCAUCGUGCUCUGAGCUAUCUGCGAUCCCUGUUGCGUCUGUACGCCGUCAUGAUGUGGCUCUGCCCCAAACUAUCCAGGUCCGCUCGAUAGCAAGCGAGAGGGGGCCGUCUGUGCCGAGCAUACGGCCAAACCAGCGGUGGUCGGUCGGUCGUCCAAGCAGUGCGCCAAACCGCGCGUCACGCUCGUCGACGCAUCACCGCAUCACCGCAUCAUCGAGUACCGCUCUCUAGCCUCAUGACGACAUGGGCAAGUCAAAGAGCAGCACGGCGCAUGUCGACGCUCCUCAACCAGAGAUUCGUGCUCCGGGACCGCUCACUUCAUCCCUUCAGGAUCUCUUGCGAGCUCAGAUCGGCGCCAAGGCAGAUGGACUGUCAGAGCAGGAGCUCGAUGUCCUCGUGGCAGACAAGAUCCUCAGAGAGUCUCGUCUGAUCGAAGAACGGUACAAUUCUAGCGAAGGUGUCGGUGUCUUUCUAUCCCACGAGCCUGCUACGAGGUCAGACCGCGCCUUGCAUUCCUCUUUGGGUAGCUUACAGCGGUACGCCAGACCAAAGCCAGGCGCCAGAGUCAAUCAGCGCUUCCUGGAGAACACUGUCUCCAGCGUCAACUUCCACAAUAGAUCACUCUUGGCUGCCGUCGAUCGAGCCGCUCAGAGAGCGCCCCCAUCGCAGGCACGCGACAGACAGCCUCACGCGUCUGCUAGCAGAUCCUCCAGAUCAGACGAGCGUGCUCGUAAACCUCGUGAUCUCAGCCGGUACGAUGAUGGGUACAGCAUUCGGCCUAUAGCCGGGCAGGCGCAACCGCGACAAGCGACGACUGCCUCUCGGCGACGCGGGCCUCGCCAAGAGUCACCUGACGAGGCCGUAGCUAGACGAUCACACCGUCACUCGUCCUUUCACGACGAUUACAAGACCUCGAAAGGCGGUCGCGAGAGCCCUGUGGCCGGCAAUGAGGAGAAGCCAGAGCGACGCCAACGGCGGCGACGCGAUAAUUCCGAAGAAUAUGAACCAGCUGCAACUAAGCUGAACCGACAGACGCGCGACUCUCCCGGCAGAGCUAGCAGCAUCUACAAACGGAAGAGAGCGCGCAGAGAAUCUGACGACGAGCGCUACCUAGACAGCGAUAGAGAACUAUCUCCUGCACAGCUCGAGCCUCUUAGGAGCGCUCCGCGGCGUUCGAUCAUGAACGGUGCGCCAUACAGACGUGACGACAAGCCGAGGCACACUCAAGAGCGUACUCCAACGCGAUCACCAUACCUGUCCUCAGACUCGGACUCCGAAGAAGGUCCGCAGCCUGCUCGAGCAGUACGAGAGUGGGAUCGUGGCAAGUAGUUGCUGCACGAUGCAUUUGUUGUUGAUACAUACAU
Mixia osmundae IAM 14324 is the source of this 1501-nucleotide messenger RNA. RefSeq lists its product as uncharacterized. Bases 381 to 1466 code for a protein of 361 amino acids. Lineage: Eukaryota; Fungi; Basidiomycota; Mixiomycetes; Mixiales; Mixiaceae. The record is from RefSeq and is a predicted model, not a curated record. The transcript has a single exon.